Odontomachus brunneus is the source of this 1693-nucleotide messenger RNA. RefSeq lists its product as uncharacterized. Lineage: Eukaryota; Metazoa; Arthropoda; Insecta; Hymenoptera; Formicidae. Bases 129 to 857 code for a protein of 242 amino acids. The transcript has 3 exons. The record is from RefSeq and is a predicted model, not a curated record. Gene Ontology annotation, molecular function: sequence-specific DNA binding.
GGGAGACUGGGGGAGACGGUUUAGCGAGCAGAAGAACAGCAUGAGAAUGUGCCUUGCAUACACAAAUACUUAGUCUCCAUACCGUUUGCAAAUGUAAAUAUUUGUAUACUUUAUUAAUAACUUAAAAAAUGCCUAGAAAGUGUUGUGUGUGCAGUGUAGAAGACAGUCAAUUCGACAAUCGUAGUUUUCACUUGUUUCCCAAAAAUGAAUCAUUAAGACAGAAAUGGAUCGAAGCAGUGAACUUAACGAAACCUGUAAAUUUGAAAUACACGUACAUGUGUGGUAUUCACUUCGAUGAUAAAUAUUUUUUUGAGAUUGAUGCCAACAGGAAAAAGAAGCGUUUACGUCCUGAAGCCAUACCUUACAAUAUCAAUAAAAAUACAUCUCAAAAUGUACUAAAUGAAAAUGAACCAAGUAAUGAACCAGUUUCAAAAAAAAUUGUCGACGAAGAGUCAUUUGUCCAACAAGUAAAAGAUGUAGUUUUAAACGAAGAAUUUCCAGAACAUCUGGAAUCUGUUGUGGACAAAGAGUCUUUAAGCCAUGAUCAUACAGAUUUUCAUAAUCAUGAUGAUGUUUAUUUGAAUGAGAAAUCAUCAAAAUUUGAGAGUAGUAAUGUACAGAAGUCAGACUGCGAUGCAAAGAGAAAAAGGAAAUCAACAAGUGUUAGUGGAAAUUCUCCUCCAAAGAAAAUACGCUUCAUGAAUUCCACAAAAACAGAAUAUAUUAGCAGAGAAGAUUUUGUAUCAGAUGAGGCUUGGAAUAAGUUUCUUAGAUUCUUGGCGUAUGAAAAACGUACGGUAGCUGCUGGACGUAUCGAAAACAUUUUUAAAAUGUUUACCUUGCGAUCAAACUCUUAGAAGUUGGUUAUAUUCAAACAAGUGUAAACCAGGGAUAUGUGAAGAUGUAGUAAAUAAUGUUUCUAAAGUUGUCGAAAAUGAAGAGAAAAAGGGAAAACGAUUGGUGUUUAACGUGACUUUUGAUGAAAUGAACAUCAAGCAGCACAAAGAAUUGGAUAAAAGCACAGGCACGUGGAAAGGUCUCGUUGACUUAGGAGGGCAAGUGACUGAAAACAAUGAAAAUGGAGAAAAAAAAAUAGCUAAUAAAGCGUUAGUUUUUAUGUUAGUGUGCAUUAAUGGUAUGUUUAAAGCUCCGGUUGCACACUAUUUAGUACAUUCUUUAAGCGGACUGCAAAAAUCAAUCUUACUAAAAGAUUUAUUAACCAAAUUGCAUGAGAAAAACAUAAAGUUGUCAGUGUGACGUUUGAUGGUGACAGAACUAAUAGGACAGCUUGUGAAUCCUUGGGAGCCCGUUUAAAUUAUAAAGAUCAAAAUAAUUUUCGACCUUUUUUUGACCAUCCAAUUACUCUUGAACCUGUUUAUAUAUUUUAUGAUCCCUGCUAUUGUUUGAAACUGGUACGAAAUUAUUUUGCUUGUAAAGGACCAAUAGUGUACAAAGACCGUUCCUUCAUUAAUUGGGUGUAUAUAAAGAAUCUCAAUGAAAAGCAGCAAAAAGAGAAAUUACACUGUGCGUGCAAAAUUCGAAAUAGACAUGUCAAUUUUUACAGAGAAAAAAUGAAAGUAUUUCUCGCAGCACAAGUGCUAAGUAACAGUACUUCUACAGCUUUACAGUUUUUACAAUUUGACUUGAAAGAUCCAAAUUUUCAAAAUUCCUCAGCUACAGCUGAAUUUUGCAA